Diaporthe citri is the source of this 1374-nucleotide messenger RNA. RefSeq lists its product as uncharacterized. Gene Ontology annotation, molecular function: transaminase activity; pyridoxal phosphate binding. Gene Ontology annotation, biological process: amino acid metabolic process; biosynthetic process. The transcript has 7 exons. The record is from RefSeq and is a predicted model, not a curated record. Lineage: Eukaryota; Fungi; Ascomycota; Sordariomycetes; Diaporthales; Diaporthaceae. The coding region runs from base 1 to 1374 and encodes 457 amino acids.
AUGAGUAGUCUAAAUUUGCAGCCCGAGGUCAGCGACGCUGUUGCAAAGUACGGGUUGUCCGACAAGGCGGCCUUGAACUCUCUCCAAACUUUGCCAUGGGACAGCUUGGAGAAGCUGUUCUCCAAUCUCUGGAGCUCUGAUAAUCCAGAAGGCCUGGUGUUCUUGGGUGUCGCAGAGAACCCUCUUCUUCACCCGGAAGUCGCCCAGUACAUAACUAGCAAUUUUACUAUCGAUCCGACCCAGCAUCUCGGCUACGGCGUAGGCCCUCGGGGGUCACCCCGUCUGAAGAAAGCGCUGGCUUCCUUCUUUAAUCGGAAAUUCCACGCUUAUGAACCUGUUCACGAUGCAGAAGUCCUCGUUCUUCCUGGAGUCAUCUCUGUCCUUGAUGCUCUGACAUGGGCAGUUUGCAACGAGGGAGAAGGCAUCAUCGUUCCGCUUCCUUACUACACGGGAUUUGUACCUGCCGCGAAGGAACGGUCGCGAGGCGUACUCAUCCCCGCGCCUUUCCAAUCCCUUGAUGGCUAUAAGGGUGUAGAUGACAUCUUUGAUCCCGAGAUGAACAGGAAAUCUCUGGAGGCUGCACUAGAAAAAGCGGCUCUCCUCACAAUCCAAUCGCCAAAGGAGACGCUUCGAGAGAUCGCCCGUUUCUGUGGUCGUCAUGGACUACAUUUGAUCAGCGACGAGAUCUUUGCACAAUCUGUCUACGAGACACCUAAUGUCAUAGAUCCUGUUCCCUUCAACUCUAUCCUCUCUUUGGACCUCACUGGAUGCAUUGACCGGCAGUUCGUCCAUGUCGCCUACGGAAUGAGCAAAGAUUAUAGUGCAAACGGAUUCCGACUGGCGGCCCUCCAUUCUAGAAACGAAGGCCUUCUGGUAGCAGUGACCAGUAUCUGUGUGUUCAGCUGGGCACCUUACAUCACUCAGGACAUGUGGGCGAAAAUGCUCGAGGAUGAAGACUUCUCGCUGGCAUUGGCGUCUAAGAACCGCACGCUUCUGGGUGAGCAUUAUACGAUUAUUACACAGUUUCUGGACGCACACGAGAUCUCAUAUUACCGGAGCACCAACGCCGGAUGUUUUGUUUGGGUUGAUCUUAGGUCAUAUCUUCGUGGGUCGGAGGAGACGGAGGAGAGUAGCAGCCUUUCGACACACAAGCUUUCACCAUCGGAACUUGACAUGUACCAAGAUCGCGAGAGGAAGCUUUCCAAGCGCUGCAUUGUUGGUGGCGUCGGAAUAUCCGCUGGGAGCAGUUACUUUGCAGAGGAGCUAGGUUGGUUCCGGAUUAGCUUUACGGUGGAAAAAGAGGCGUUGCUGGUUGGGCUUGAAAGACUGAUGAAGUGCUUGCAAGAGAUCAAGGCGGAUGGGUGGGAGUCGUAG